AUCAUUCCCCGGAUGCUGUCCCGAGCUUCUACGUCUCCCGGAUGUGCCUUCAUUUUAUCUGUGAAACAAAAAUGGGCAUGUAUCUGGUUAGCCUCUGGGAACGAGAGAAAAAUUCAAACUUUCCAAUGUUUUAAGACAGGGGUUACCGAAUUCUUCAAACGUAUGAGUUCAAGCUUCAAAAUACUGGCAGUCUACAGAAGAUAAAUGAAAUCACAAGGAAAAACGAAGGAGGUGAGUGCUGGUCAAGUGUUGGGAGAGUUGAAGUUGAAGUAACUUGAACCUCAAGUUGGACUUCACCUUCAAGUUGUUGACAGGGAUUUUGCCAUCCCCCCUUCCCUGUCCACCACCCCUGGGUGCAGAGUGAUGACUUCACAUCAGAAUGAGAAUGUCAGCCCUCCCUUGCUUGUACCACAGAACUCCUCUACCCAUCAAGGUAGGCCUCACACACAGCCCAACCAGCUGGACUCAUCCCAUAGCAGCGGUGGCGGCAGCAGUAGUAACAACAGUGUAACUGCAUCCACGGUGCGCAGAGGAGCCAUGGGAGGCAUGUCUUCCUCAGCCCUCAGCCCAAGCACGGUGGCCCUAAACAGGGCAGCCUCUGCCUCCUGUAGCACCUCUGCGUCGUCAAGGAGACCCACGUCUGGACGUUAUGAACCCUGGCCCGAGGAGGCCGUGGACAAUGCCUACGGGCUGUACUCGUUGCACCGCAUGUUCGACAUUGUCGGGGCGCAGCUCACGAACCGCGAUGUGCGCGUGCUGUCGUUUCUUUUCGUGGACGUCAUCGACGAGUAUGAACGCGGUGGUAUCCGCAACGGACGGGACUUCCUGCUGGCGCUGGAGCGGCAGGGUAGGUGUGACGAGACCAAUUUCAGACAUGUACUUCAGCUGCUCCGCAUCAUCACCCGGCACGACCUGCUGCCCUACGUCACGCUCAGAAAAAGACAGACAGUUUGUCCAGAUCCAGUGGAUAAGUACUUGGAGGAGACGUCAGUGCGUUAUGUAUCCCCCAGAGGCACAGGGGAGAACAGAGAAGGCACAUCGCACAGAAGGACAGGUCUGGGGCCCCAGCCUCUGAUAUGCUGCUCCCCCUCGGGGCCCCGGGUGUGUCCCCCACGUGCCAAACCAGGCCCCUCAGUCCCCAGUCGCAAGAGGAAGAGGGCCCACUCCAGCGCAGACUGCAGGGAGAAGCAGACAUGUGAUAUUCGUCUCCGUGUGCGUGCUGAAUACUGCCAGCAUGAGUCAGCCCUGCAGGGCAACGUCUUUUCCAACAAGCAGGAGGCGCUGGAGCGCCAGUUUGAGCGUUUCAACCAGGCCAACACCAUCCUCAAGUCGCGUGACCUGGGUUCCAUCAUCUGUGACAUCAAGUUCUCCGAGCUGACCUACCUGGACGCCUUCUGGCGGGACUACAUCAACGGCUCCCUGCUGGAGGCCCUCAAAGGCGUCUUCAUCACGGACUCGCUCAAGCAGGCCGUGGGCCACGAGGCCAUCAAGCUCCUCGUCAACGUGGACGAGGAGGACUAUCAGGCCGGGCGGCGCAAGCUGCUGCGGAACCUCAUGGCCGGCAGUGCUGCAGCCGGAGCCAGUGGGAGCAGAGAGACUACAUCAUAGUACCAUUUCACGGAAUGUUUCUGUUGUGGUAGGAAUGAGAGCAAAGUUGGUAAGCGGGGGAUUCUAGUGAAGGGAGUGAGAAUAUUGACUUCAUAGAAGAAGAGGAGGGAGGGUUUGGAGGUUUUUUCGCACGCUGAAGGAAAGGUAUGUGUGUGGUAUGAAGCGCAGUGCAACCAAUGACUGAAGUAUUUUGUGAGGCGUCAUACAAAGUUGAGUGCCAGGUGCCACUAUGCUAUGAGUUAUUUUAAAGACACGUGGAAUAAGUCAUUUUGAGGGAUAAUGAAUGGCAAUGGAGACAUUUAGUUUUGGCUUUCUUUAUCUAAUUCAGUGUGAUAUUUUCUUUCGUAACCCGAAAUCAUGAAACAUACUUAUUACACAUAUUCACUGUGUACCCCCCCCCCCCCCCCCCCCAGUCGUUUGCUUUUGCAGCUGUUCCCGAAGUGAAUUUGUUGAGAAAUGAGAUGGAGAUGUUCCUGUCUAACUGCUUGCUCCAGAGAGGAACUUGCCACAAUAUUUGGGAUUUUGUAUACAGAAAUAAGUUUUUACCACCAUCUUCAAAUGGGUUUAUAUCUAAAGUGUAUAUUCUCAUAAAUAGUUACAUGGUCAAUAUUUGUAUGAAGUCCAGUACAUACCAAGAGCAAGUUAUAAUUUGAAGCAGGCUUAGGUCAUUUUUGUUUAAGGAAAAUUUGGAAGGACAUGAUCUGUCAAUAGGGUAUGUCAGAAAUACUGAAGGUUCAGUGUUCAGAACAGUGUAUUUCUAAGUUGAGUAACUAAUGCCUUCGUACCAGCCAGAGGCUAUUAUUCCCCAUUUAGUUUAACAGUUAACCAGUUAAAUGCAAUGAAUGCUCAUUAUUUAAUUUCGUUUUGGGGUAGUUAAUGUGUACUUAAGUUGAUGGCAGAAAUAAUUGACUUGGAGCAUAUUGAAAAUGAAGCCUUCUAGUACCCCGAAAGCCAUUUUGAACAAUCACUGUCAGCAAGCAGACAAGGUAAGCUAGAUGGGGGAUUAAAGCAAAUGGCACCAGUUCCUUAAAAUUUAAACUAUCAUUUUAUGGUGAAGGGAAUACUGUGAACAAGCACUGGAGUUGGCUGAUUACGCCUGUGUGGCAGUAACAUUAUUAUUAAUGGUUAAAAGGAAUGGAACGAAAGAUGUGGACUUGGUGACACAAGAGGCACACACUUGAAGGUCAGUUUUGAAGGACAGUUUUUAUUUUGGACCAAAUCCAACCUCAUUGUACAUCUUUUAUUCCUGUCUUUUCUUUCUUUUCUUUUUGAAUGGACAGUAUCAGUUUCGAGGCAUGUCCAGUUUAUUUAUAUAUUUUCCAUCCGGAAGAAAGUUCUUUGUCACUGUCAAUCACAUGCAUUUUCCUAAACAGUCACAAUUAUUAUACACAAAUAAAUGAUUAGUCUGAACAGGCCUAUCUGUUAUAAAUACAUAAAUAAUCCUCACGAUUGAUUCACAUGCCAACAUCUAAGAUCUCAAACCACAACUGACGCUUAGACAUUCUGAAUAAUACUGCGUUAGUGUAAAGGUUCUGAUUGUUCUGACUGCAGGAGUUUGCCACUGGAGGCACUUCAGGGGGUCCUGGGGUUCUUACAUGGGCAGCUUCCUUGGGCAGUCCCUGGUGUCACCAUGAGCAUUGGUUUUAGUGUUCUGGUUGGAUUAGCGUGCUUUAGGAGGUUGCUCUGAUUGUGUUUGUUCUUCUCACUACCCACAUACUCUACGCUAUCGUGUGAUGUACCUUUUUUUUUUUUUUCAUUGCAGUCCCAUGAGCUCUUGGAAAAGAUACUGGACACCUCUAUGUGGUUACAUUUUCCUCACUCCCCGAAAUAGUCUCCAUCAUCUGGAUAAUCCCCCAAAUUAUAGCAAUCUUUGGAGGUGACCAUAUCACAUGUGUGGUGAUUUUGUUUCAUUUUAUCUUAUGUUUAGUUUCUUUGCAUUUCUUUGACCCCCAUAAUUGUACCCAGCUUGUGUAAUCGACUUGUUAACAAACAGGUGCACAGGUUUCUCAUGUUUACCCUUACUCAAAUAAAAUGGCAAGAAUCGUUUGUGAAAUUUCAGAGACAAGAUGCACCGGAAAAUACCAAAGCUGUUCUCUAAACUAGGACUGGUGAAUGGUGUCUUUUCCCCCCAAGCCUUUUUUGAGUUGCUUUUCGAUUUCCUAACAGUUGCUCGUUAAGUACUUGUCAAAAAAAGAAUCUGAAAGAAGAGAAAGACUGGGAACUGGUAUCCAAUGUCAAGGGUCUCUUGGUUCAUGGCUUUUGGUGACUCAAGGCCACAUGUCAGCAUUACUGAAAACUUCACCAUACAAAGACAAAAAAAGGACUUUUUAUGUUUUCCUAAUGGAAUUAACAAAAUGUUACAAUCUGGUAUCUAUUAUAUAGGUUAUAUGUUCUAUCGAUUGUGUUCGAGUGUCUGUCUUUAUAACUUGCAUGUAUAUGAUGUUGAUCCCCCACAAACACCACAGAGCAAAAAAAAAAAAAAAAAAAAAACAUGAAACAUAACAAACUGUGUUCUCUGUAGGUUUAAAAAAUUCUAGUUGUUUCUAACAUUUUUAUACUUUUCUUUUCCAAGAGAAAAUAAUUUGGACUGACAUGUUGAAAACUGUACUGUCAACUUACUAGAAGAGAUCGGAAGGGAGCACUUUAUUUUUUAUUGUUGCAGAUGUUCACCUUUAGGAUCCAUGCAUAGUCAUAUACGUCAUUCCGAAACGUAGGAGAUGGUGAGCAGCAUUCGCCUUAUGUUGCUUUAUGACUAUUUGAUUUUUGAAUAUUCUUAUUUGUGUUGACCAAGAAAGAGAUUGUGUUCAGUGAAUAUUUACAUACAUAAUAGUAGACUGAUGCAUUCAAUGUCCGUACAAA
Clupea harengus (Atlantic herring) is the source of this 4467-nucleotide messenger RNA. It is a transcript of the gene dedd, whose product is annotated as death effector domain containing. Gene Ontology annotation, biological process: extrinsic apoptotic signaling pathway via death domain receptors; regulation of apoptotic process; apoptotic process. Lineage: Eukaryota; Metazoa; Chordata; Actinopteri; Clupeiformes; Clupeidae. Gene Ontology annotation, molecular function: protein binding; DNA binding. Gene Ontology annotation, cellular component: nucleolus. The record is from RefSeq and is a predicted model, not a curated record.